Molecule: messenger RNA, 1653 nt
Organism: Dacryopinax primogenitus
Lineage: Eukaryota; Fungi; Basidiomycota; Dacrymycetes; Dacrymycetales; Dacrymycetaceae
Product: pyruvate dehydrogenase
Exons: 4
Coding region: 108-1541 (477 amino acids)
Biological process (GO): pyruvate decarboxylation to acetyl-CoA
Cellular component (GO): pyruvate dehydrogenase complex
Molecular function (GO): dihydrolipoyllysine-residue acetyltransferase activity
Source: RefSeq, a predicted model, not a curated record
CUGGCUCGGGCAUCUGUUUGCCCUCCCACCACCACCAUCUCCCUCCUGUCCCUUUGGUCAGGUUAUAACCCCCUCCUGACCACAUCCCCCCCUCCGUUUAGAUAACAAUGCUCACAAGGAUCGCCGUCUCCCGCCUACCGAGGCACGCUUCCCGCGCACUUAUCCAUUCCUCAGCACGCAGGCAUGCUCUUUCUAAAUUCCUCAUGCCCGCUAUGUCACCUACCAUGACCGAGGGCGGCAUUGCUGCCUGGAAAAAGAAGGAAGGCGAGGGGUACGCUGCUGGAGACGUCUUGUUGGAGAUUGAAACCGACAAAGCCACAAUGGACGUCGAAGCCCAAGACGACGGUGUCCUGGGCAAAAUCAUCGUCCCUGACGGCUCAAAAGGCGUCGCGGUCGGCACGCCUAUCGCUAUCGUAGGAGAGGAAGGUGACGACCUCUCGGGAGCGGAGAAGCUCGCUGCGGAGGCUGCUGCUGCCGGGACUGCUAAGGCUGCUGCGCCCAAGCCCGACGCGCCGAAGGAGGCUGCUCCUCCUCCCGCUCCGGUGCCGGAGGCUCCCAAGCCCGAGCCCGCUGCCCCAGCCAAGGCAGAGACCCAGUUCUCCGGAGGCCCGAUCCUCGCUAGCCCGAUUGCGAAGCGCCUCGCUUUGGAGAAAGGUAUCCCCCUGCGGCAGAUCAAGGGUUCCGGACCUGGGGGUAGGAUCGUCAAAGCCGAUGUGGAGAGUUAUCAGCCUCCUGCUCCGGCUGCGGCUCCAUCGCCCACUGCUGCUCCUGACCCUGCCGCGGCGGCGGCGGCCAAGGCCCCAGCACCGGAGGGCGAGUACAUCGAUAUCCCCCUCACGACGAUGCGUACCGUCAUCGGCCGCCGGCUGCUGGAAGCGAAGACCACCGUCCCGCACUACUACCUCACCGUAGCGAUCAACAUGGACAAAGUGCUUGCCCUGCGCGAAGUGUUCAAUGCUGCUUCGGCAGCCGCGGCUGCCAAGGCUGGCGAGGGCGCGCCCAAGCCCAACAAGCUUAGCGUGAACGAUUUCAUCGUUAAGGCAUGUGCGCUCGCCUUGGCCGAAGUGCCCGAAGCGAACAGCGGCUGGAUGGGCGACUUUAUCCGGCAGUACAAGAAAGCCGACAUCUCCGUCGCAGUCGCGACGCCCAACGGGCUCAUCACGCCCAUAAUCAAGGACGCCGGCGGCAAAGGUCUGACUACCAUCUCGACUGAAACGAAAGCCCUAGCGAAAAAAGCGCGGGACGGCAAGCUCCAGCCCGAAGAAUACCAAGGUGGCUCAUUCACCAUCUCCAAUCUGGGCAUGUACGACAUCCAAGUCUUCAGCGCCAUCAUCAACCCGCCCCAAUCAUGUAUCCUCGCUAUAGGAUCUACGACGCCCACGCUCGUCCCCGCGCCUGAGGAAGAGAAGGGGUUCAAGACGGUCCAGAUAAUGCAAGCGACGCUCAGCUCGGAUCAUAGGAGUGUGGACGGAGCGGUGGGCGCAAAAUGGCUCGCAGCGCUCAAACGGUAUUUGGAAAACCCGCUUACGUUUAUGCUCUGAGCGGGGCGUGGGCGACGCACCCGGGGGAGGGAGUACGGGGAGUACGCCUAGUGGGGAGUGUGGCGGCGGGAUAGUAUAUAGCCAAAAUUUAUUCAGCCCUAGUUGUUUUCCC